AUGGGCUCCAAACCUCUCAACUCCAACGCCCAGCCAUUUUUUGCAAGCCGUUUCCACAACUUCCAGACCUAUGUGUGCUACAACUACCCAAUCUAUGCUGAUCAUCAUCUGCAUCCAAAUCUUUUUCAUCAUCAAUUAAACCCAACCGCAGUGGUGGAGUUUCCUAGAGUUCCGAUGAGACGACUUCGAAAAAGGAACGGUCGAAAAAGGAACAUUGGUGCUUUGAGUCGUGGUGCUACUGGGGAGGGAGGUGUAAUUCCAUUUCCUUCAGGUCCGGAUCAGCAGCAAAAUGGGUCGUCAGCUACUACAACUAUCAUGAUAAAGAAUAUCCCAAACCAGUUCAGGAGGAGUGAUCUACUGGGUAUAUUGAUGGAGCAUUGCUUGGUAGAAAACCUAGAUGCUGUGGUGCGGUCUGAUCCUAACAAGUCCGAGUUUGAUUUUGUGUAUUUGCCCAUGGAUUUCAACAAAAAUAGGGGUAGCAAUUUGGGCUACGCAUUUGUAAACUUCACCGGUGCAAUUGGGGCACAAAGAUUCUACCAGCGUUACCACAAUUUCGAGUGGGAUGUUGAACAGAACAAAAAAACAUGUGCAAUUACCUGCGCUAAAAUUCAGGGAAAGAAAGCACUAAUCGGGAAUUUUAGGCACAAAGUAUUCCGGUGCGAAUUUGACGAGUACUUGCCUGUGGUUGUCGCACCUCCAUGCGAUGGUGUGUCGCCUCCGAAGCUCACACUUCUUGGAAAGCUUCGGGGUGCACCCAAGUACCCCACCAGGGCACCAGUAGAUUAA
Rosa rugosa (rugosa rose) is the source of this 786-nucleotide messenger RNA. Its product is annotated as protein MEI2-like 6. The transcript has 4 exons. The record is from RefSeq and is a predicted model, not a curated record. Gene Ontology annotation, molecular function: nucleic acid binding. Lineage: Eukaryota; Viridiplantae; Streptophyta; Magnoliopsida; Rosales; Rosaceae. The coding region runs from base 1 to 786 and encodes 261 amino acids.